UCUGGCAAAAACAAAAGCCACUUAUUAUAAAUACGAACAACAGUAACUGAUUUUUCUCUCUCUGCAAAACAAGAAAAUAAAAUAAAAUUAUGGAAAGGAAACCUCUGCGGCAGACAUAACGCAGGAUUUGCCAGAUUAGGGUUCUAAUUUAUCCCUCUCUUUAUACUUGUAUAUAUAUAAUAUAAUUUAUUAUUAAAGAAAUUCUCUCAGAAGCUGUCAGCGGUGUGAAGACAAACUUUCUUCGAAGGCCGGCCGACACUUUUAAGCUAUACAGUAAUUUCGUUUAUUUUUCAUUUGUUGUUUCUCUAAAUUUAUUAUUGGGGAAAAAAAGAUUCGGGGUAAUCGAUUUAUUCUCAAAUUAAACUAAUACACAAGUGAAGCGGUGAAGAGAUUCUGGGUAAUGGAUGAGGAAAUAGUUUUAGCUGUAAAUGUGUACACUAGUAGUGAAACUAUGAAAUUAAAGGUGGAAGAAGAAGAUGAAGACUUCAUAAGCUGUUGUUGCGAUUACGAGGAUGAAUUAGAGGAGAGAGAAGAAGAAUGUUCCGAUAUCGACUCAGAUUGCGAUCUCGAUGAACACUUUGCUAAGAUGUAUUUCAAGGGUGUUUCUGUUACUGGCCCCGGAGAUUCCGGUACUAGGAUUUCUGGAGUUGGUGUUGUUAUGGAGAGGUCAUGUAAUAAUGCUUCUCCUAUUCGAGUUCAAAAGAAGCUCGAUUUCUAUGUCGAAGAGUUGGUUGCGGAUUACUUAGCUUUGCUUGAUGGUUUAUCUGUGGCUGUACAAAAUGACAUCAGCCAGGUUUUCGCCUUUACGGAUUCAGAAAUCUUGCAUAAUCAGAUUAUCCAAGACGACGAGGUUGCUGAAAGUCCUCUUCUUUUGGCACUGAAGCAAAGAAUCAUGGAACAAGCAAGUGAGAUGGAAACUUUCGUCUUGAAAUUAGUCCCUUCCGUUGACCUACAGAAGGCGCUGCAUUUAGCACAAGUGGCAGUGGGUAUUGUCUCGCUUCCUACCGAAGGAGACGAAAUAACAGAAACCUGCUCAAUCUGUUGCGAUGAAAAGCUCUCAUCGAUGAUGCUCACGAUCAAAUGCUCCCACAAAUUCUGUUCCCACUGCAUGAAAACCUACGUGGAGGGCAAACUACACUCUACACAGGUCCCCAUCAAAUGCCCACAAUUGAAAUGCAAGUACUCUAUUUCCGCCUCCGAAUGCAGGUCGUUUCUUCCCGUUUCGUCGUACGAGUCUCUAGAGAGAGCACUUGCCGAAGCAAACAUUCUCAAAUCGAACAGCAUUUACUGUCCUUAUCCGAGUUGCUCGGUAUUGUUUGAUCCUAAAGAGUGCUUGUUGUCUGCUAGGGCUAGUUCAUCGAGUCACUCGGACAACUGCUGCGUGGAGUGCCCUGUUUGUCAGGGUUUCGUGUGUGUGGACUGUGGAGUACCUUGGCAUUGUUCGAUGACGUGUCAGGAGUACCGGAACAUUCCGUUGGAGGAGAGAGAUGCUUCUGAUUUAACUUUGCAUCGGCUGGCGCAGAAUAAAAGGUGGAGGCGUUGCCAACAGUGCCGGAGUAUGAUCGAGCUUGCUCAUGGCUGCUACCACAUGACAUGCAGGUGUGGACACGAGUUCUGUUAUUCGUGUGGGGCGGAAUACGUGGAGGGGCAACAGACAUGUCAGUGUGCGUUUUGGGACGAGGAAUAUUCCGAAGAAUAUACCGAAGAAUUGGGGAGUUAUCAUCCGACGCAGCAGCUGGAACAGUGGUCGUGGGACUCGUUUGAAUCACUUCCAAUGAUGACAAUGGAUGCGUAUUCGGAGCAGGAGAGAUCGCAGCUGGCACUCAUCCAGAGGUUUCUUUCCGGUGGUUUCAGUUUGACGGACCACCAUAAUCCUUAUGGUGAGGAUCACGAUCGAUCUUCUCCACAGAGCUGUACGGACUCUUAUGCUGAGGCGAUGAAGGAUCUGCAUCAGCUGCCCUGGCUCGAAAGAUUUGUGUCUGUGAUUAGUGAUAAUUACUACGAAGACUAUAUCCAGUGAAGAGUACCUCACUCACACACUCACUCCUUGAUCAUAAUAGUUUUUUUUUUCUUUUUUUUUUUUGUAAUGUAUUGUGUGUUUUGUGGAUCAAGAUUUGUUUAUUGUUCUUGAUAAACAGUUUGGAGAAGGGAAGAAGUCAAAAGGGAAACAAAAAAAAAACAUGUUUCAUUAUUGUUAUUGGAA
Messenger RNA from Erythranthe guttata (spotted monkey flower), 2203 nucleotides. Its product is annotated as RING/U-box superfamily protein. Gene Ontology annotation, biological process: protein ubiquitination. Gene Ontology annotation, molecular function: RNA-DNA hybrid ribonuclease activity; nucleic acid binding; zinc ion binding. The record is from RefSeq and is a predicted model, not a curated record. Lineage: Eukaryota; Viridiplantae; Streptophyta; Magnoliopsida; Lamiales; Phrymaceae.